This is a messenger RNA of Ctenopharyngodon idella (grass carp), 1218 nucleotides long. It is a transcript of the gene nme3, whose product is annotated as NME/NM23 nucleoside diphosphate kinase 3. NCBI's taxonomy places the organism in Eukaryota, Metazoa, Chordata, Actinopteri, Cypriniformes, Xenocyprididae. The record is from RefSeq and is a predicted model, not a curated record. Gene Ontology annotation, biological process: UTP biosynthetic process; GTP biosynthetic process; CTP biosynthetic process. The transcript is spliced from 5 exons. Gene Ontology annotation, molecular function: nucleoside diphosphate kinase activity. The coding region runs from base 111 to 620 and encodes 169 amino acids.
GGCAAGCACGCGCAUGUCACCUAGCUACACUCAUCAUCAGCGCGCGCUCGCGUCUCCUCCCUCUCUCUUCCGAAAACUCUUGAGGCAGCCCGGUUUCCUGCUCUGCGAAGAUGAUCAUACUUUUCUUAACAAUAUUUGCGAAUGUUUUCAAGACGGGAUGGACUGGCGCAAACGAGCGCACGUUCAUCGCAGUGAAGCCAGAUGGUGUUCAGCGCAGACUGGUAGGUGAGAUCGUCCGCCGCUUUGAACGCAAGGGUUUCAAACUGGUCGGCAUGAAGCUCCUGCAGGCAUCAGAGGAGCAGCUCAGACAGCACUACUGGGACCUGAGGGAGAAGCCUUUCUACAGCAGCUUGGUCAAGUACAUGAGCUCCGGUCCCAUUGUUGCUAUGGUAUGGCAAGGGCUGGAUGUGGUAAAGACCGCCAGAAAGAUGCUUGGAGAGACAAAUCCAGCAGACUCUCUCCCAGGCACUAUCAGAGGAGACUUUUGUGUGGAAGUGAGCAGGAAUGUGAUCCAUGGCAGUGAUUCAGUUGACAGUGCUCAGAGAGAGAUCUCACUGUGGUUCGAACAUCAUGAGCUGUUCUGCUGGGAAGAGUGCAGUCAGCACUGGAUCUACGCCUGAAAGCCGUCAUGUAACACUCAUGCACUCAUCAUAACAUACAGCUUUUGCAGCUUCAUCUGCAUUUGAUACCUGCUCCUCAUAGAGUGAAGGCUGCUCUGAUCAAGCCAUAGAGUGACCAAAAUAACAAAGGAACAGGUAGCUUAUGUUGACAAGGUCUGUAUCAGUGAAAUCCAGUUAUUGGUCAAGCUAUUUUUGAAUGUGACCAUUUUCUGCUUUUCUCAUGCUGUUAUGAACAUUUGUAAGGUUUUCUUUGCAAAUAUGUUUAAUCUUUGCAGAUAUUCACUUCAUUACCAAUCUUUGGUGGGUUGGUAAUUCAUGCACUACUCUAAAUUUACUUAGUGUUUACAUCCACUCAAAAGACAUUGUUUACAUUUUUACAUCCAAUUUUUGAUAAGGGCCUGCUUUUUGUCAUCUUGAUGCACUACGUAAAAAAUACAUUUAUUAUUCAUGACUCAAAAGGAAAGCAAUAAUGAAUGACCAAUGGCCAGCAUGCUCUGAAAAACUUGAAUAUCUCAAUAAUGCUUGGUCUUGCUGUAUUGGUUGGAACUCACUUGACCAAAGGGCGCCUUACUUUACAAAUAAAUUAUUCCUUUGUUCA